AUGGCUACCCUAAAGAGGAAAUGAUUUACAGAUGGAGAAAAAACUCAGUGGAGGCUGCUGACCAGAAAUCUUGGAGACUUUAUCAGUUUGACUUUAUGGGUCUGAGAAAUACUUCAGAAAUUGUGAAAACCUCUGCAGGUGAUUAUGUCGUCAUGACUAUAUACUUUGACUUAAGUAGAAGAAUGGGAUACUUUACUAUUCAAACAUACAUUCCCUGUAUAUUAACAGUUGUUCUUUCCUGGGUAUCCUUUUGGAUUAAAAAAGAUGCCACACCAGCAAGAACAGCAUUAGGCAUCACCACAGUAUUGACCAUGACAACUUUGAGUACCAUUGCAAGGAAGUCAUUACCCCGUGUCUCCUAUGUCACCGCUAUGGAUUUGUUUGUGACUGUAUGCUUUCUAUUUGUCUUCGCUGCUCUGAUGGAGUAUGCAACCCUCAACUACUACUCGAGUUGCAGGAAACCAAACUGUACUAAGAAGAAAAAGUCGCUACCUGAUGUCAGUUUUGGUCAUGUGAUGAAUUACUCUGUACUUGAUAUGAGACCACCAACUACAGUCAUCACAUUGAACAAUGCCAUGUAUUGGCAAGAAUUUGAAGAUGCGUGUGUCUAUGAAUGUCUGGAUGGGAAAGACUGCCAGAGCUUUUUCUGUUGUUACGAAGAGUGUAAAUCAGGUUCAUGGAGGAGAGGACGGAUUCACAUAGACAUCUUAGAACUGGACUCUUACUCUAGGGUCUUUUUUCCUACAUCCUUCCUGCUGUUUAACCUGGUCUACUGGGUUGGAUACCUCUAUCUUUAA
This is a messenger RNA of Charadrius vociferus (killdeer), 797 nucleotides long. Its product is annotated as gamma-aminobutyric acid receptor subunit gamma-3. The record is from RefSeq and is a predicted model, not a curated record. NCBI's taxonomy places the organism in Eukaryota, Metazoa, Chordata, Aves, Charadriiformes, Charadriidae. Gene Ontology annotation, cellular component: dendrite membrane; synapse; postsynapse. The transcript has 5 exons. Gene Ontology annotation, biological process: signal transduction; synaptic transmission, GABAergic; gamma-aminobutyric acid signaling pathway. Gene Ontology annotation, molecular function: benzodiazepine receptor activity; GABA-gated chloride ion channel activity; transmitter-gated monoatomic ion channel activity involved in regulation of postsynaptic membrane potential. The annotation marks the transcript as partial.